AAAUAAAUUGUAAAGUGGAACAUUCAUGCAAGUGCUGCUUAAAUUUCUACUUUCUAACAUAUACUAUGCACACUAAAAAAUCAUUAACAAAUCUCCUAACUGAAAUUAAAUAAUUGAUACAAUGAAAAAGCAAAUGCAGAAUGUAUCAACAAUAAUUAUCUGCUCGUUGCUGCUAUUGAUUGAUAGUGAAAUUGGAAAUUAUUACCGAUUUGUCGAGGGAGCACAACGGACCAUUCAAGUUUCCGACGAUCUAGACGACGUCGUUGACGAUGAAGAAGACGAGGCUUGGAGAGAAUGGGGAAGGACGAAAUCGACUAGCUCCGAUUUCGAUCCACCGCCGACGGAUUUUGGUACGAUGAGUCCGUCGGAAAUUCAAGUGGAAAUGAUGAAGCGGCAGCUGGGUCCGGUUUUUGGGUUUGUUAAACUCCGACUUGGAACUCGUCGGACUCAGGAGAAAGUUUCUGAAAUAGCGAUGAGAUGGACCAAACUAGCAAGAACUGGAGCAAUUGAGGCAAAGUUCAUGAGUGUUGAUGUGAGCACAAUCAUGUUUACUAUGGAGAAAGGUCAAGACUCUAUAGAGUUGAAAGAGUUUUUGUUGGACCAACCAGAAGCAUAUGAGAUUAAACUAGGGGACCAACUUUUUCGAAGACCAGGAGAUCCUCCUUUUGAAGAAGUAUUUGAGAAGAUUCAGAGGGAGAAAAGCAAAGUCGAUCAUACCAGCUCAAAGAAGAAUAGGCAUAAUGAGUUGUAAUCACCAGAAAAGAAAUCUUGACAACUAAUUUUGUUCACUUAUAACAUGUAUUAUCAGGAGGGUAGAUGUAAAUGGCUGGCAUCUUACAUGUUCUUUUUUCGACACACACUUGACACUCUGCUUACAAGCUAUGCAUCCAAAUAACCAGUUAAUUCUUCUGAUGUUCGAUCAUUUAACAUCUUGUACUGGGAAAUAUCUUUGUCUGAGUAAUGGCGCUUCUAAGGGAA
Solanum tuberosum (potato) is the source of this 978-nucleotide messenger RNA. RefSeq lists its product as uncharacterized. Bases 122 to 751 code for a protein of 209 amino acids. Lineage: Eukaryota; Viridiplantae; Streptophyta; Magnoliopsida; Solanales; Solanaceae. The transcript has 3 exons. The record is from RefSeq and is a predicted model, not a curated record.